AUGAGUGCACUAGGGCUAAAAAAUGGUAAGAAUGGAAAGGAAGUUGUUAGAUUUAACAAUAAGGAUCAUCCCAUUGGUGAUCCUUCAGUGCAGCUUGCAAGUGUGUUGGGAGUUCUGGUUAGGAGAAACAUCGCACUAAAACACAGGGAUUGGAGACUUGUCCCUAAAGAAUCCAAAGAUAACAUAUGGGCGGUUGUCCAGCAAAGGUUUGUUGUCGAUGAGUUUUACAAAGAUUACUAUGUUGGGAAGAUGGGAUGUUAUCUUAAAGAGGCUAGGUCAAGGAAAGCCGGGAAGAUACUCGCCUUAGAUGAUCUAGAGAAAGAAGAAAGAGAGAAGAAGCUGGCAGCACUGAAACCAGAUAAUAGCACUGUCAAUGAGUCGGAAGAGUUCGUGAAACAUGUUUGCUCGGAGGAAUUCAGAACAAAAAGAUUCUGGAUGCAACAAAUCAGGAAGAAAUACACCACUCCACACACUGUCAGUAGACUAGGUUGGGCAAGACUCGAGGCUAAGAUGCAAAAGGAACGGAAAACACAAGAAGAGAUUGAUAGAGUCGAAGUUUGAACAACGG
Papaver somniferum (opium poppy) is the source of this 568-nucleotide messenger RNA. RefSeq lists its product as uncharacterized. The record is from RefSeq and is a predicted model, not a curated record. The transcript is spliced from 4 exons. NCBI's taxonomy places the organism in Eukaryota, Viridiplantae, Streptophyta, Magnoliopsida, Ranunculales, Papaveraceae. Bases 1 to 561 code for a protein of 186 amino acids.